Molecule: messenger RNA, 561 nt
Organism: Blumeria graminis f. sp. triticale
Lineage: Eukaryota; Fungi; Ascomycota; Leotiomycetes; Helotiales; Erysiphaceae
Source: the annotation of a GenBank genome assembly
AUGGUUCGGAAGCUCAAGCACCAUGAACAAAAGCUGUUACGAAAAGUUGACUUCACAACUUACAAGGGAGACAACAACCAUAGGGAUAGCGCGGUUAUACGGAGAUAUAAUAUUCAGAAGCCGGCUGAUUACAUGAAAUACAACCGACUCUGUGGAAGCUUGAAACAACUUGCCCAUCGUCUUGCGGCGCUGCCACCCGACUCUGAAUUCCGACGCAGGCACGAGGAGGCCGUCUUAUCUAAACUCCAUGAUAUCGGGGUGCUUCCAUCGAAUGCCUCUCUUGCUAGGCUAUCGGAAGUAGAGAAAAAUGUGAGCGUGUCGGCAUUCUGUCGACGGCGAUUGCCUGUCAUAAUGACCAGAUUGCGCAUGGCAGAGACGGUACAAGCUGCUACUAAAAUGAUUGAGCAGGGCCACGUCAGAGUGGGAACAGAACCAAUUACUGAUACAGCAUUCCUCGUGACACGGAGUAUGGAGGAUUUCGUGACCUGGGUUGAUAGUAGUAAGAUCAAGAGGAGUAUCUUGAAAUACCGGGACAAGCUUGAUGACUUUGACUUACUCUGA